This is a messenger RNA of Cataglyphis hispanica, 2044 nucleotides long. Its product is annotated as sugar transporter SWEET1. Gene Ontology annotation, biological process: carbohydrate transport. Gene Ontology annotation, cellular component: membrane. Lineage: Eukaryota; Metazoa; Arthropoda; Insecta; Hymenoptera; Formicidae. The coding region runs from base 820 to 1488 and encodes 222 amino acids. Gene Ontology annotation, molecular function: sugar transmembrane transporter activity. The record is from RefSeq and is a predicted model, not a curated record. The transcript has 6 exons.
AUAUUUUUUUCAUUUUACAACAGUAAUUUAUUAUAUCAUCAUAAUAAGUAUACAUUAUAAUAUGUCCUUGCUGUUGCUAUUUCAACAGAACAUUAUGUGAUUGAAAAAGUAUCUAAUCUUGCAUAUCUCUAUCCUUGAAUUUUGUGUGCAGUCAUGAAGUGCAACAGUGUAGAAUGAUGCAGAAGUUGCCCACUCAUUAUUACCACUGAUCAUGGACGCUAAUCUGAUAGUAUACUGAUAUACGCAGCUAUAUGAUAGCCGGCACAUGUUGGCGGCUCUCAGUCUUCGGUAUCUGCGCAGUCUGCGCUGCGUGUAUAACAGUUGAAAUCUAACUUAACCUUGAGUCACCUUGGAUUUGAUUUCGUCUAAUUUAUCACAUCUAUAUAUUAUCACUUCUAUACGUGUAUAGAAACAAGCAGUGACGGAUUUAAGAAGUUCAAACGAAUUUGACAUCUAGAAAUUAAGAAAACGAAAUUUUGAGAAAAAAUCAAGAAACAAGAUUACAAGCAAAAAUAAUUACGAAAGUGAAUUAAGGAAAGAAAGAGAAACUAAACGAAAUUAAUUAGAAAGAGAUUUAAAAGGAAACAUUACUACAUUUCACAUAGGAAAUCAUAUUAUUAAAUAAAGAAAUAAAAAAUAGUGCAGUUUGGUGUACUCAAGUGCAUUCUGGCAUCAUUAGAUCUAAUUUAACUUAUUACCGCGAAUCAGUUCUCUAUAUCUGAUUAAUUCGUAGCACUUGACAUUGAUAACAAUUUACAGUAAUUGAUGAGAGCAUAACUGUAGUAAGCAUAAAUAAUUGACAUACACGAAUCGAGCAAAAUGGUCUUGGAACAAUAUAAAGAAAUUGUUGGAUCUUGCGCCAUGUAUAUUACAAUGGCACAUAUGUUAACUGGAACAUUAAUAUGCAAGGACAUAUAUAAGAAAGGUACAGCCAAAGGAACUGAUCCAAUGCCUUUUGUUGGUGGCAUAGGAGUAUGUAUACUGAUGCUUCGAUAUGCAUUGAUGUUAAAUGAUCCUACCAUGAUAAAUGUUAACAUAUUUGGUUUAUUGACAAACAUUAUAUAUAUGAUAGUAUACUACUAUUAUGCUCCAAAUACGAGAGAAGUACUUAAAUUAAUAUACAAGGUAACAAUUUUUGUGAUAGCCCUCCUUGUAUAUGCUCAAAUAGAACAUCCAACAAAUGUUGAAUUUAGAUUUGGCAUAGUGGUUACAGUACUUCUUUUUCUCUUAAUUGCAGCUCCUCUUAUGCAUCUUGAGGAAGUUAUAAGAACAAAAAGCACCGAAAUUCUUCCAUUUCCACUUAUUUUUGUGGGUACCUUAGUUUCUUUUUCAUGGUUAUUAUAUGGUCUUAUCAUCAACAACGUUUUUAUUAUUUUUCAGAAUGCAGUUGGUUUUAUUCUUUGCAUAAUUCAAUUAUCUCUUUUUGUGAUAUUCCCAUCCAAAAAGGAACAAGCUGAAUUAUUGAGUAAGGAGAAAAAAGACGACUAAAAACAGUCCUAAAUUUUAAAAGGAAGAAAUAUUUGUUAUAUUCAAAAUGAAAUUUAUAGUAUAUAUAUUUAUAAAAUAGCAGUAUUUUAUACAUAGAUAUUUGUAAUUGUUCAUUUUUCUAUAUAUCUAGGAGGGAACUGGUUGAAAGAUUUUUAUUUCUAUACUAUAAAAACUAAUUUUAAGAAUUCUAUAUAUUUUAUAAUAUAAAAAUUAUAUUUUAUAUACAAUAUAACCUAACUUUCAACUGCAUGGCGGAUAUCCGAUUUGUUUUACAGAUUUUAUUUUUAUGUAUUUUGGACUAAAAAUAUAUGUAUUUUUCGGAUAUAUAGUAAAAUAGAUAUAAUAUAAUAGAUUUUUAAAUUAUUUUUAAAUAGCAUAUUUAAUUAUUAUAUAGCAUAUUUAAAUAUUUCUUUUUUUUGCAUAAGUUUAAUAUUUAUAUUGCAUCUUUAUAUUUGUUGUUGUCAGGUAAUUUCUAAGCCUGAAUAGACAUAGUAUCCGCCAGAUCUAGCAUUCCAUAAUUAAUCAAUGCACAUGUAUCCCCUGUAUAAUUAAUAUA